CAGGAAAUCUGCGAGCGUUUUCCAUAAAACCCUUCAAAAGCUCAUCUUCUUCGCUUCUUUCUUUCAGCUUUUUUCUGCUCCGGAGAUGGAUUUUCAAGUGGUAGUCCUCGCUGGCGGCACAUCCAAAAACCUACACCCUAUCGUUUCAAAGGAAGUUCCAAAGGCCCUUCUUCCCGUCGCGAACCGGCCGGUUCUCUCUUACGUCCUCGAGCUCUUGGAAUCCAGCAAUCUCAAAGAUCUCAUCGUAGUUGUGGAAGGAGAAGAUGCAGCUCUCCGCAUUGGUGGUUGGAUCUCUGCAGCCUAUGUUGAUCGCCUGAGUGUUGAGGUAGCUGCGGUCCCCGAAGAUGUUGGAACUGCCGGUGCGCUUCGGGCUGUGGCCCACCUUCUUACUGCAAAAGACAUAUUGGUAGUGAGUGGUGAUCUUGUUUGCGAUGUGCCUCUUGGGGCUGUGGCGGCUGCUCAUAGAAGACAUGAUGCAGUAGUAACUGCAUUGCUUUGUGCUGCUCCUGUUAGUGGGCCUUUGGAGACUGGUUCUUCUGGAGGAAAGGACAAGGCCAAGAAAAUGACGCGGUACAAUAUCAUAGGGUUGGAUCCCACCAGACAGUUUUUACUCUUUGUAGCUACAGGGGCUGAGGUUGAGAAGGAUCUUCGAAUUCAAAGGAGCAUGUUACGGUCUGUAGGCAAGAUGGAAAUCCGAUCUGAUCUCAUGGAUGCUCAUUUAUAUGCGUUUAAGAGGGCUGUUCUGCAAGAGGUUUUGGAUCAGCAUGGUACAUUUCAUAGCAUAAGGCAGGAUGUCGUGCCAUAUCUAGUGAGGUCCCAGCUGAGGUCAGAAGUAUCAUCCAAUGGCGUGCCUCAAACAGAAGAAGGUUGGAACGAGAGAGUUGCUUCACAAGACAGCCAAGCAUGGUUCUCUCAAAACCGAACUAGUUCUGCCCCUGCCUUUCACGAGCUCGCUGCUUCUGUUCCUAAUGGUUCUGCAUCUGGUCAAAGAAGAAUACACAAAUGUUGUGCUUACAUCUCUGGAAGAAGCAAGUAUUGUGCCCGCCUGAAUUCUAUUCAAGCAUUCAGUGACAUAAAUAGAAAUGUGAUAGGAGAGGCAAAUCACCUCUCAGGAUAUUCUUUCUCGGCGCAGAACAACAUCAUCCAUCCAUCAGCAGAGCUCGGAGCAAAAACUACUGUUGGGCCACACUGCAUGCUUGGGGAGGGCUCGCAAUUGGGCGACAAAUGUAGUGUCAAGCGAUCUGCCAUUGGCCGCCAUUGCAGGAUUGGCUCCAAUGUAAAGAUUGUCAAUUCAGUUGUGAUGAACCAUGUCACCAUUGAAGAUGGGUGUUUGGUCCAGGGUUCUGUUGUUUGCAGUAAUGUGCAUCUACAGGACCAUGUGGUUCUGAAGGACUGUCAGGUGGGAGCGGGUUUCGUAGUCACUGCCGGAAGCGACCAUAAGUCAGAGUCCUUAGCAAGAAAGGAGAAGUCCUCAUCUCAGUAAAUUAUUUCUUUGGUUUGUAGGCUUCUUUCUCUAAUGGCAUUAAGCCUUUGAAAAUGUUGAAAAAGAAGAUGAAAAAAAAAUCAUCUUUGGACCGUUCCCUACUCAGCAAUUGCUUGCUUCUGUCAUAGAUUUCGUGGGCUAGAACAUGACAUCUUUUAAUUUAUUGCUUGAAAAGCGACUCUUCAGUUUUGGUAGGUAUGGAAGCGGGUCAGAAAGUUUGAAGAAGCCACAUUCUUUGUAAGUAGGGGAUUGUAUCUGUUACUCUGGAUUACGUUCACAUAUUGUUGAUUGUAAAACCUUGAUUUUCUUUAAUCAUAUUAUUGUAGUUGAGUU
This is a messenger RNA of Magnolia sinica, 1816 nucleotides long. RefSeq lists its product as uncharacterized. Bases 86 to 1483 code for a protein of 465 amino acids. The transcript is spliced from 13 exons. The record is from RefSeq and is a predicted model, not a curated record. Gene Ontology annotation, biological process: biosynthetic process; cytoplasmic translational initiation. Gene Ontology annotation, molecular function: guanyl-nucleotide exchange factor activity; translation initiation factor activity. Gene Ontology annotation, cellular component: eukaryotic translation initiation factor 2B complex; guanyl-nucleotide exchange factor complex. NCBI's taxonomy places the organism in Eukaryota, Viridiplantae, Streptophyta, Magnoliopsida, Magnoliales, Magnoliaceae.